Molecule: messenger RNA, 1221 nt
Organism: Penicillium angulare
Lineage: Eukaryota; Fungi; Ascomycota; Eurotiomycetes; Eurotiales; Aspergillaceae
Exons: 2
Coding region: 1-1221 (406 amino acids)
Source: RefSeq, a predicted model, not a curated record
AUGGUCUCAGAUGCUGAAUGCAUCAAGCGUGAUAACGUGAAAGACUUUAUCAGAUGGGCAUUUUUCAAACCUGAAUAUACGCAGGGGCUGGACCAGCAGAAUGAGGAUGAACUCGAGACCUAUACAGCAGAAGUUGAGCAGCUGAUGGAGCGAAAAUUGUCACCGGGAAGGAUGGAUGUGAAAGGCCUAGGACAGCUUCUAAAUGAAGCAAGCGGUUCACAUCGUAGCCUGCUAUGGUACACUUGCGUCUUUGUGGUUGACACAACAAUGCACUGCAAGAUGUUGUACAAUGGAUUCCAUUUCCAUCGCAAUUCGCUGUCACAAUUCUUUGCCGUAUUCCCAUUUCGCCCUCUGACGAUAUUCACGGCCCGCCGAUCACCGGCGCGCCAUCUCACAUAUUGGCAUCGACGGCAUACAUCUAAAAAGCGGCUACCCGUGCUAUUUAUACAUGGUAUCGGAAUUGGUCUGUACCCCUACACGAGCUUCCUCCGAGACCUUAACAAUGAACUAGAGAUGGGAGUGACAGAUGAUAAUGAGGUUGGCAUCAUCGCACUUGAGAUCAUGCCGGUCAGCUCUCGGAUAACUCAUCCAGCUUUGGAAAAGGAUGUGAUGAUCUGUGAGAUCAUGAAGAUCAUCCAGUAUCAUGGGUGGAGCAGAUUCGUGCUUGUGUCUCAUUCUUAUGGUUCCAUAAUCGCUUCACACCUUCUCAAGUCCGAUCGAUUUUCUUCGCUCAUCGGGCCUACGGUCUUUAUUGAUCCGGUAUCAUUCCUCCUCCACUUGCCUGACGUGGCAUACAACUUCAUAGCCCGCCAGCCAGCCCGGGCCAAUGAAUAUCAGCUAUGGUAUUUCGGAAGUAAGGAUAUAGGAGUUGCACAUACGUUGGCAAGGAGAUUCUCCUGGAUUGACAACAUCAUUUGGAAGGAAGAUCUUGGGAUAAAGGCCAAGAAAGACCAACAGGAGGGUAGAAAUGUUACAGUUGUUUUGAGUGGGAAGGAUUUGAUUGUGGACACCGAAACAGUGGGACAGUACUUGAUGGGUUCAUCAUCUGAAGCCCGGACAUCAGAAAAAGAAGCAUCACGAGCAUGGAAAAACAGGUCCUGGAUUGGGUACGGGCUUGAUCUCCUGUGGUAUGAACAGUUGGAUCAUGCUCAGGUUUUUGAUUUUGAGAAUACCAGGCGGCCAGUCAUCAGGGCGAUCUCUGUAUAUUCGAACACAGGCUGA